CCUCUCAUCUCUCUCAUCAUCCCUCAUUUGGCUCGGAGAAGGACAGAAAUGCAGGCUGUGUUCGCGGUUCUCCUGCUGGCCGGCAUGGGUCUGACCCAUGGUGGACCUCUGCCUCCACAACCGCUGCUCCAGACCCAGGAGAACUUCGAUCUGGACCGGUUUUUGGGGAAGUGGCAUGACAUCGCCUCGGCAUCUAACUGCCCCUGGAGGAGGAAACACAAAGGAGUCGUUCCGAUCGGAUCUCUGGAGCUACAGCGUAGCGACUCUCCAAUCUCCCUGAACAUGACCCGCAUCAUUUCCAGACAUGGUGUGUGUAAGAAGAUCAUGGGUAACUAUGUGAAGACUGAAACUCCUGGAAGGUUCUACUACCACAGCGUCAAAUGGUCAGCUGAUGUGGACGCCUACGUGGUGCACACCAACUACGAUGAGUAUGCACUGGUGGUGAUGUUCAAACAGCAGCAUGGAGGAAACAAGACCACUUCUGUACAACUGUACGCUCGUAAGAAGGAAUUGCGUCCCUCGCUGCUGGAGGACUUUAAGACCCUGGUGGCUGAACAGGGAAUGAGUGCAGACACCAUCUCUAUCAAAGAGAACAAAGGAGAUUGUGUUCCAGGAGAACAAACAGCUACUCAAACUGAGGUUCAGAAGAGGACGAGACGAUCUGUGGUGCUGCCUCCAUCUGAUGAGGGUUCUGCAGAUGAUGCACCCAUCUUCAAAGGAGAAGACUCCUGUAAAGGUGCCCCAGACCCUGGUCCGUGUUUCGGGAUGCUCCAUCGCUACCACUACAACUCCUCCAUGAUGAGGUGUCAGAGGUUUGAUUACGGAGGCUGUAUGGGUAACCAGAACAACUUCCUCACUGAGAAGGAGUGUCUACAGACCUGCCGCACUGAGGCUGCCUGUCGGCUACCGAUGGACGUCGGCUCGUGUAAAAUGUCGCUGCAGUUCUGGGCUUUCGACUCGACCAACGGAAAGUGUGUGUCCUUCAUCUAUGGAGGCUGUGAGGGCAACGGAAACCGCUUCUACUCACAGAAGGAGUGUGAGGAGUACUGCGGCGUGAGCAGAGACGGUGAGGAGGAGUUCCUGAAGGUGAAGUAAAGCAGUAAAACACCAGGAAGCUAAACGCUACACACUAGCUGAUGUUCCUUUUUUUCCUUCACUGCACAAUAAACAGAUGUAGAGAUAAAUUUUGCUGAAAUGUAGGAAGAAACGUUUGUGGAGAUUUUCUUGGAAAAGAAAAUAAAAACAUUAACUGUUAAAAAA
Hemibagrus wyckioides is the source of this 1260-nucleotide messenger RNA. It is a transcript of the gene ambp, whose product is annotated as alpha-1-microglobulin/bikunin precursor. The record is from RefSeq and is a predicted model, not a curated record. Gene Ontology annotation, molecular function: serine-type endopeptidase inhibitor activity. The coding region runs from base 49 to 1095 and encodes 348 amino acids. Gene Ontology annotation, cellular component: plasma membrane; cell surface. NCBI's taxonomy places the organism in Eukaryota, Metazoa, Chordata, Actinopteri, Siluriformes, Bagridae. The transcript has 10 exons.